This is a messenger RNA of Juglans microcarpa x Juglans regia, 1267 nucleotides long. Its product is annotated as transcription factor bHLH94-like. Bases 195 to 1163 code for a protein of 322 amino acids. NCBI's taxonomy places the organism in Eukaryota, Viridiplantae, Streptophyta, Magnoliopsida, Fagales, Juglandaceae. Gene Ontology annotation, biological process: regulation of transcription by RNA polymerase II. The record is from RefSeq and is a predicted model, not a curated record. Gene Ontology annotation, molecular function: DNA-binding transcription factor activity, RNA polymerase II-specific; RNA polymerase II cis-regulatory region sequence-specific DNA binding; protein dimerization activity. The transcript is spliced from 3 exons.
ACGUGCCAUAUAUGCUGUAGAUUUUGUUUCAUGUAGGCCUUUAAAAGCACCAAACCUUCAUCCAAAGAGGACCCCAAAAGGCAAAGCGGUCUCUUUCUGGGUCUCUAUGCAACCGAUCUUCCAUAUAUUUCUUUCAACUUAGAGAGAGAGAGAGAGAGAGAGAGAUUAAGAUCAGAGAGGGAUCAGAGGAGAGAAUGGCACUUGAAGCUGUGGUUUAUCCACAAGACCCAUUUGCUUACGGUGGCUACAACUUGUUAGCAGGAAGCAAUUGGAGCUAUGACUUGGGCCCAGAAAGAGAAGAUGAACAAGCUGGCGGUACCUUCGAUUUUCUCGAGAACCAAACGGAAAACUGCCUAUAUGGAGAUUACUAUUCCUCAACUUCUUCAAUGCUACCACAUCUGAAUGAACUGCACAGCUACAAUCCAUCCUUAGAAGCCACCAAUGCUACUGCGUUAACUGCUGACGAAUCCCAACAAUUAGUUGAUACAUCAACAACCUCCAUGCCCAGUCGUCCGAAGAGACGUCGGGCAAAGAGUAGAAAGAACAAAGAAGAAAUCGAGAACCAAAGAAUGACUCACAUUGCUGUAGAGCGGAAUCGAAGAAAGCAAAUGAAUGAAUAUCUCUCCGUGCUUCGUUCUUUGAUGCCAGACUCCUACGUCCAAAGGGGUGACCAAGCAUCUAUAAUAGGGGGUGCCAUUAAUUUUGUAAAGGAGCUUGAACAACGUCUGCAAUUGCUUGGUGCUCAUAACGAAAUGGAGGCCGAAAACUCCGAUGCUUGUGUAUCUUUGCCUUUCUCUGAGUUCUUCACCUUUCCGCAGUACUCAACAAGUUCGACUUACUGUGAUAAUUCUGUGGUCAUGACUGAACAAGUGGGGGAGACACGACUGGCCAUUGCUGACAUAGAAGUAACCAUGGUAGAGAGCCAUGCAAACCUCAAAAUAAGAUCAAAAAGACGGCCAAAGCAGCUUCUUAAGGUUGUCUCUGGGUUGCAUACUUUGCGCCUCACAGUGCUUCACCUCAAUGUCACAACUGUAGAUGAAAUUGUGAUGUAUUCUCUCAGUGUCAAGGUAGAAGAUGAUUGCAAGCUGAGUUCAGUGGAUGAGAUCGCCACAGCAGUGCAUCAGAUGCUAGGUAGGAUUCAAGAAGAGGCAAUGCUGAAUUAGAAACCUUGUUUUAAUUUGCUCUAUUUCACCAUGCAUGAGAGACCACUCUGUUUUUAGGAAGUAUCAAAAUUAUUGAAAUUAAUGUUCUCUCAUUUCACUGUGCU